Molecule: messenger RNA, 1167 nt
Organism: Vicia villosa (hairy vetch)
Lineage: Eukaryota; Viridiplantae; Streptophyta; Magnoliopsida; Fabales; Fabaceae
Exons: 3
Coding region: 1-1167 (388 amino acids)
Molecular function (GO): catalytic activity
Source: RefSeq, a predicted model, not a curated record
AUGACAAAAGGUAAAGCGGACAUUUUUUUGAUUCAAGAAACUAAAUUUAAAGAAUUCAAGGAUCAUUUUGUCUCAAAUUUGUGGAGUGGGUCGGAUAUUGGCUUUUCUUAUUCGAAUUCUAUUGGAGCAUCGGGGGGCUUACUUACUUUAUGGAAGGGGGAUAAAUUGGAAGUGGUGAAUAGUUUCAAUGGGGAAGGAUAUCUUGGCAUUAAAGUGAGAUGGGAGAAUAUGUGGUAUUAUGUAGUAAAUGUUUAUUCUUCUUGUGUGUUGGAUAAGAAGAAAUUGUUGUGGGCUAAUUUAUUGAGAUUGAUUGAGAAUUUCAAAGAUGGCGAGUGGAUUAUUGGAGGGGAUUUCAAUGCGGUUAAAAAUGUGAAUGAAAUAAGGAGGGUGUUAGGGGAUAAUGUGAAUCGUAACGAAUCGAGACUCUUUGUGGAAUUCAUUCAUAAUUCUUCUUUGGUGGAUUUGCCAUGCAAAGGAAAAAAAUUCACUUGGUAUAGUGGAGAUGGGAAGUCUAUGAGUAGACUUGAUUGGUUUCUUAUUUCGGAGGAGGUGAUGGAUAGAUGGGGUGUGGUCUUUGGAAGGUAUGAUUUAAAUGUGGAGGAAGGUAAGAGGUGUAUCAACUUGUAUGAUGAGUUGUUAGAAUCGGGUAAUGAGGAAUCGAAUAAAGAGGUGGUCAAUAGGAGGAGGGAAGCUUCUUGUAGAUUUUGGAAGGAUUUGCAAAUUAAGGAGAACAUGCUUCUUCAAAAAUCGAGGUUGAAUUGGUUGAGGGAGGGAGAUUCGAAUAACGGUUUUUUCCACAAGGUUAUUAAGGAGAGAAGGAGGAUUAAUCACAUUGGUCCUAUUCUUACGUCUAGGGGUAAUCUUGAAUCGGUGGGGGAUAUUAAGGAGGAAGUAUUUAGGCAUUUCAAGGAUAAAUUCAAGGAGGAUGAGUUGGAAAGACCGUUGUUGGAUGGGAUUCUUUUCAACAAUAUUGGUGAGGCGGAUUCGGUCAUGCUUGAUAGUCCGUUUUCGGAAGAGGAGAUUAAGGAGGUGUCGCGUAGAUUAAAGAGAGUUCUCGGUUCCGUUGUUUCUCCAUGUCAAAGUGCUUUUGUUCCGGGUAGGAAAAUGUUGGAAGGGGUGGUGGUGGUGGCUAAUGAGGUGGUUGAUUAUGCGAGGAAAGAGGGGUAG